Molecule: messenger RNA, 3654 nt
Organism: Boleophthalmus pectinirostris (great blue-spotted mudskipper)
Lineage: Eukaryota; Metazoa; Chordata; Actinopteri; Gobiiformes; Gobiidae
Product: protein asteroid homolog 1-like
Exons: 9
Coding region: 46-1755 (569 amino acids)
Molecular function (GO): nuclease activity
Source: RefSeq, a predicted model, not a curated record
UCAGACGCACUACAGGCACUUCAUCCCCGGGCCACAGAAGAGAAGAUGGGGGUCAGAAACAUGACAUCACUGGUGAAAAGUCAGAACAUUUACAAGGAGGAAUGGUUCUGCGCAGGACGUUUGGUGAUAGGAUCCAAUCUGGUUUAUCACCUUUAUUUUACUUCAGGCUUGGAUCAGAACCAUGGGGGAGAGUACGGUGCCUUCAAGGAACUGGUGGAGCAGUUUUUUGCUGCACUGAAGGAGUGCGACAUAUCUCCAUAUGUGGUGUUCGACGGCUGCUCGGACAAACAGAAAAGGAACACGGAGAGAGAGCGAGAGACACAACGCAUUGAGAGAGCCCACAGCGCUGUGGAGACGGGAGAGACCACAGGCAUCCUGCCAACCCUCAUCUGGGAGGUGUUCAGACAGACACUGGAGGACCUGCGUAUCCCUUUGGCUCGCUGCUACACCGAGGCCGGUCGACAGGUGGCAGCACUGGCUCAAGAGUGGGCCUGUCCUGUGCUCUCCGACGACAGUGACUUCUUCAUCUUCCCCCUUACAGGAGGAAUGCUGCCCACUGAACACUUCAGGUGGAAGAAGGUGAAGCAGCGUGAUGGAAAGAAGUGCAUUCCCUGUAAGAGAUACUACUCCUCUGACUUCUGUGAGUUCAAUCAAAUCCACCCUCAGCUGUUGUCCGUCUUUGCUGGUUUGGCGGGAAAGAUGCCACUGCCACCUGGUGCCUCCAGACAAAAGGAGUCCAAACUACACUCUAUACUUGAGUGGAUCAGUCGUCAGAGUGAGGAUGAUCCUGUGGAGGUGAUGAAGGCCGCUCUGAGGGGCCAACCAGAGGCAGAGGAGAAGCUGAAGACUCUCCAGGAGGUAAACGAUCACUACAAACUUCCAUCUGACCCAAGUCCUCUGAUCGAGUUCUUCAGUGAGGGCAUCACCCCACCACUGCCCCCACAGAUGGAGGGGAAGAUUCCUGAUUGGAUGAGAGUCCCAGUGACUAAUGCCCAGUUCAGCUCAGACUUCCUGGAUGUGGUGACCUCACAGCGAGUGGGUCUGAGCGUGGUGGUGGACCAUAAGGACAAACCCAGUGCUAACCUGGUCUCUCUGCCCCUGAGGAGGGUGAUGUACGGGCUGCUGCUGGGGACGGACAGACCCCCAACUGUGGAGGAACGUGACAGAGAUGGACUGGACGUCCAAUACAAGAACGUCCAACCAGAGGAGGUCCCAUUCUGCAUCAAGUCUCUAGAGCAGAAAACAGAGGAGCAGCAGCGUCAGGUGCUACUGGACGCCCUGGGACUGGACCCACAGUUCCACACGUCACUGCCCUCUCACCUGUCUCACCUGACACUCCCGAUAGCCGCCACCUGCUAUUGGCUAAAGGAGGCCACACCCCCUCCGCACCUGUCACUGCUGAAGGCCCUGCUGAUUGGCUGGUGCAAAGGUGGUGACCUCAGAUCAAAAGCAGCCGAGGACCCAGAUUCGAGGCAGAGGUUGGACUUGGACUGGUGUCACUGGCUGAAUGAAUGGCAGUCAUGUUUCAGAGAGAGUUUCCUCCUGAAUCAGCUGCUCGGAGAGCCUCUCCCACAGCCGACCAUUGCAGAGUUGUACAGUGGAACACUGCUUCAUGUUCUGCUUCACAAAAUGAAGACAGGGCGACUGGAGAAGUUUGUCAGACUUGACUCGUACAGUGGAGAGGAUCACCGUGCUCUGCUCGCCAUCGCACAGAUACAUGCAGAAAGGCCAGACAAUGAGAAAGAUGUGGAAUAAGGCUCUUUUAUUUUGCUUUUAUUGAUACUUUGCAGCUGAUGUCAUCAACAUUCUCUGGGGGUGUGAAUCUAACUGGAGGCUCUAACAGCUCUGAAGCUCUGAUACUCAAGUUACACUUUAAUCUGAGUUUUAUUUUGACACUAUCUGACAGAAAGAACCGACUUAGUUGGAACUACAACAGGUGAGUUGAUUUAUGUCUCUCACACAUAAAAUUACCUUAUUUUUCAGAUUAUAAAUCACACUUUUUUCAUGGUGUGGAUGCUCCUGCGACUUAUACUCCAGUGUGACUUAUAUCAAUGAAUCACUCAAUCAAACUUUAUGUAUAGAGCACUUUUUCAUACAAAAAAAUGCAACACAAAGUGCUUUACAGUGAUUAAACAUAAUCCCACAUUUCCUUCCACCCCCCACACAAAGCUAAGAUGAACAGUUUGACUUUCUGUGACAUAAUUAUCUUUUUUUUACAACUACCUGGAAUCUGGAAACUUACACUAACUGUCUGGAAUCUGGGACACUAACUCUCUGGAACCAGUACAUGAAGAAAAAAGAAACCCCUCUGCAACAUCAGCACAUACAACAAAAACACAGUACAGACAUAAGGAGAAGACUAAAGCAGCAGGAGGAGAGGGAAGUGGAGUCGACCCCAAAAUCUAGACAGGCAGCCUCUAGAUCCUGCAGCCAGGGGGCGCUGGAUACAACAGACCCACCCGCCAAUUCUGGGUGAGACAAAAGCUGCGAGGGCGUAGAGAAAGUUGGGGAGGAGGAAACCCCCCCCCUCCUGCUCCAGUCUCUCCCAGAUGAGUUGAAGACCAGACCAGAUCUUGACCAGGCCAGUGUUGGCUGGGGGAGGCCAACAGAUCAGAUUCAUCAUGUUUUGGUUUUGGGAGGAGCAGCUGCUCUUUUCACAGCAGAUCUGAUUGUUUCUUGGUCUCAAGGUCUACACACCAGCCUUUGUAAAGCUUCAAGUCUCUCAGAGAUGUUGUCAAUACUGCGCUCCAAAGCCAAAGUCCCAGUGGUUUUUAUUUAUUCUUUUCUUCAUUACUCAUUUUUUGGCCGACUUAUACUCCGGAUAUUUAUAGUCUGAAAAAUACGGUGCACUCACAAACUAUCAACAGCCAACUCUUUUUCAGUUUAGUCAGACUCACCUCAAUCACUCAAAAAUAAAAUUAAAUAAAUAAAUAAAUAAAUAAUGGAUUGAUCACAGGCUUCUGAAAAUGACACAACUUGAACACUUUUUUUGACACUGUUCCUAAUGCAUGUAUUAAGUCACCAUAGUAACUACUGAACAUGCCACUAUAGACUUACAUGUAGAACACCCCCAGCAUGAAUAUCACUGCAAAGUAUCUACAGAGUCAGUUUUUAAAUCUUUGGUAUCAGGGGUAGGGGUAUCGUUUUGUCGUCAAUCCCACAAUCUUUUAGGGCUGAGAUCAAGUUUUGGAUUUUAUUAUGAUUCAUGCAGUUUGUAUCUUGUGCUAUUUAUUCUCAAAUACUAACAAUCUCAAAUUCAUUUUUAUUUACAAAGCAACAGAAGAGUGGAAUGCAUUGCUGUCACCUUUAAUAAACACUGAACAAAAGACAAAAACAACUGAAAUGAUAUGAUAUUUCUAAAUACUCACUCAUGUCAUGUCAGUCUCUGUUUGGUCUUUUCUAUUUACCCUCCUCUUGUAAACAGCCACACAUACAUAUAUAUUUGUAUUACAACUAUAUUUCUAUAUUUUAGUUGGACUUGUACACAUGCAUUUAUACAAUCAUCACUCCAGUCACUUGUUUUGCUACUUUGAAUUUAUUAUUUCCAUUUAUAUCUUUGCUCUUUGUUCUUAUGUUCAAUUAUAUUAUAUAUUACAUUGUGUGUCCAAAUAAGUUCCCUUGUGGACCAAUAAAAUAAAAUCUAAGUCUAUAUAA